GCAUCGUCAUAAUGUUCAGCUUAUUCAAAACUAAAUUAACUACGACUACUACAUCGACUCCCGAAAAUAAUGUGGUCAUCCAGCAGCAGCAAAACUGCAUCCCUCAAAAACAGCGACAAAGUAUAACAUCGAAAGUGCUGACCACCAAGCCGCCGCAAGUUGACGUACCCGUUGAUCGAGAAAUCAAUCCCAAACUCUCUCUGAUUGCGAUGGUCAUAGACCGAUCCGGCAGUAUGUCAAGUAUGGGAUGUGAGGUAGAAGGUGGAUGCAACGCUUACCUGACCGAACAACGAGCGACAGACAAAGCUGAUGGGAUCGAAACAUCAGUUAUCUUCACCACGUUUGAUAGCGCGAUCGAGGUGAUUCACGACGGGGUCAGCCUUCCGUGCGUACCCAAGGUCACUCGCGAGCAAGUGGAGCCACGAGGUUGCACGGCCUUGUAUGAUGGUAUUGGUGACACACUUCUGAGCACGGCAGAACACUUGCGCAAUCAGAAAACGAUGCCUGGGAAAGUGGUAAUUUUCAUUCUCACCGACGGGCACGAGAAUUCAUCGCGCACAUGGGACGCCGAUAGCAUCACAGCUGAGAUCAAGCGGUUGUCCGUGGCUCCUUUCAACUUUGAUUUCUACUUCGCAGCUGCCAACCAGGACGCGCUGGACAAAGGUGCGAGCAUGGGUAUACCAACUGCACAAUGUCUGGACUAUGACGCCACACCAAAUGGCAUGAAGCAGGCCAUGGCCACUGCUUCCGCUGCUUAUACGCGAGGCAAACGAGGACAAAGUAAGGGCUUCAGCAGUCAGGAACGAACUCAGGCGAGCUCCAAGUUCUCACAUUAACGAGCAUGUAUAAGAAAAAAG
Sphaeroforma arctica JP610 is the source of this 857-nucleotide messenger RNA. RefSeq lists its product as hypothetical. The record is from RefSeq and is a predicted model, not a curated record. NCBI's taxonomy places the organism in Eukaryota, Ichthyosporea, Ichthyophonida. The transcript has a single exon. The coding region runs from base 12 to 836 and encodes 274 amino acids.